GGACGAAUCUGAACAUACUUUAAGCACAACAAUUAAGACAAACAUACAAAUGGAAGAGGACGGAUUAGGCCUGAUCCUCAUUCAGAAUGGGCCCUAUAUCCAGAUAUCAGGCCUAGUAGAGAAAAGUGCAGCAGAAAGAGAUGGAAAGCUCCAGGCAGGUGAUACCUUGCUUAAGAUUGGACAUGCGAAUGUCUUGGGGUGGACGCUGCGAGAGCUAAGGCAACUUUUGCACACAACUCCUGUUGGUACGGUUCUACAGAUCCAGGUUUACAGAGAUUUCAUGAAGUUGCCAAGCAGAUGGGAAACUGCCUUCAACAACAUCCCUGAAAGAAAGGGACCUGAAAUAGAAGAGACAUCAAGCUGUGCCAGUGAAGAAGCCUGGACAAGUAGCGAAGGCUCCGAAGAGCUUGUAAGUGAUCACAUUCCACGUGAGAAUGACAGCGAAGAUGACAAUGUUGUUGGCGGAGGCCAUAUGGUCUGCUUUGAUGAGGAUGGCAUUUUCACUCGAACCGGAGUCACAGGUGCUCCUUUCAGUAGCAGAACUGUACACGCAGAGACUUUCCCCAAUGUUAAAGCUGUACAGUCACUUUCCUUUGAGCCUUCAAAUCAACCAAAAUGGAUCUCUAAAGACUGGCAUAUCUUUGAAAGGAAAACAUACACAUUUACUGUGGGUUCAGACAUUGGUUGUGACAUCAUGAUCCAUAAAGGUUUUGAAGACAAAAGCGAUGUUGACACUUCAACUUCAUAUUUAACAUCUUCUUCACCAUACUGGAUUAUGUCAAAACAUGAUGCUGAGGCAUCAGCGUCAUCUUCCUCUUCUGUUUCUGACGCAUUUUGGCUUGAAAAUGUUGCUUAUGAAUUUGAAUAGACAGGAGAACGGCUCCAGUUUUGCACUUCCAGGAACUGGGUUUCUCUGACUGGAUUCUUUCUCACACUUGCUACCCUGCACUUGAAAAUCUGAUUCAUCUGUUUAAUGAUCUGAAAAUCUGGUUUUUGAAACAAGGGACUGAGGAGGCAGAAGGAAGAGACAAUUGCAGAAGGGGGGAUGGGGACUACAGUCUUACAGACAUCAUGUUUUUCAAAGUCUACUAGACAAGCUACAAAAUACAAGCAAGAUACAAGAAAGAUCAGAAUGCAACUGUCUUCCAAUUUUAGAGGUUUUCAAAGGAACCUAACAAGUAUAAAAGUGAGAAGCACACCCACCAUUUAAGGACACUAAGCACCCAAAUACCACUAAAGGGUGGGCAAAAACAUUUUCACUUGAUGCCCCCAAAUUAACAGCAUAGGCAUCUGACGAAUUUGAAAACUGUCCCUGGAAGCUAUUCAAUUUGUUUCUGAAGUUAUGAGUACAAACUGCAAGGCCUCAACUGAUGACUCAAGAAGUAGAACGCUUAUUUUGUUAAUGCCACAGAGCAGCUCCUACUUCCCCAUUUUCUAAAUCCAGAGACAGAAUUCUAUUGCUGAUAUGUUUUAACGUUAUCUACUGGCACACAACUUACAUUCA
Messenger RNA from Sceloporus undulatus (fence lizard), 1504 nucleotides. RefSeq names its product PDZ domain containing 9 (gene PDZD9). The coding region runs from base 50 to 868 and encodes 272 amino acids. The transcript is spliced from 4 exons. NCBI's taxonomy places the organism in Eukaryota, Metazoa, Chordata, Lepidosauria, Squamata, Phrynosomatidae. The record is from RefSeq and is a predicted model, not a curated record. Gene Ontology annotation, molecular function: protein binding.